Contarinia nasturtii (swede midge) is the source of this 1176-nucleotide messenger RNA. RefSeq lists its product as uncharacterized. Lineage: Eukaryota; Metazoa; Arthropoda; Insecta; Diptera; Cecidomyiidae. The record is from RefSeq and is a predicted model, not a curated record. The transcript is spliced from 5 exons. The coding region runs from base 129 to 1055 and encodes 308 amino acids.
GAAUAUAUAAUUUACUCAUCAACAUUUGAUAAUUAAUUCGAUACUGUAUAUAAAGCCAGCAAUUUCAUAAUGUGCCAGUGAAUUUCCAUUUUUCAUUAGAUUCGCAGUAUUGUUUCGCUUCAAUAAAAAUGUUCAGUUUCAAAUUUUUCGUAUUCGUUUUUAUAUUUUCCUUAUUGAAAAUAGUCCAAACAACAAAAACCGGUGACCAUAAAUCAGCUUUUAGAAAUUUGUUUACUUUGCCAGAUCCAGAGACGGUGAAUGAGGCAUUGAGGGAACGUGGAGGAUUAAUAUGGAAACGUCCCGAUUCAUUGCCAUUUCCAUAUAUUUGGCAUACAUUCAAGCUCAAUGACCCUGACACAAAAGAAGAGGUUGAAUAUAUAAUUCAAGACAUACCCGUUGAUAGAUACGAUGAAGUAUUACAAUUAUUGGCUGAUUUCACUCUCAAACAUGAACCAACAUACGUGGCGCUUAAACUGUGGGAUGAUGCAGAUGCUGUGAAACAUCUCAAGUUUGCAUGGGAUCUUGCACUCAAACAGAAAUUAUCACUGGCUUGCUUUAGAAAUGGAUCAAGUGAAAUUAUUGGCAUCAAUAUAUUAAAUAUCGAAGGGAAAGAUGAUGAGAUGUAUAAAUUAUUCCCAGAAGAUUAUGUUGGCAUAAAUUUCAAUGCGUUAAUUGAAUUGUCACGCAUGGUGCAUGGAAGCUAUGACAUAUUCAAAUAUAGUGAUACAUUUUUGAGUAGUACCGCUCUUGGCAUCGCUCCAUACUAUCUCAGUAAAUCGAUACCAAUUGACCUAGAAAUGAUUAGGACCAGAGAAAAAAUAUGCAAACAAUUUGGCAUAAAAUUGUCAUUGGCCAUAUUCUCGUCGAAACAUUUAAAUAAAUUAGCCGAUAGUCUUCAUUUUAAAAUAAAAAACGCCAUCAGCUGUAUGGACAUUCAAAAAAGAAUUCCCAGAAUGAAAUUGCCACGCGAUAUUUCUGGAGGAAUAACUCUCAGGGCGAUCCAAUAUAACUGGACCGAUCAUCAAGACGAAGCAACGAAUUCCCUCAUAAACUGAACAGCACAACAAAUCUUUUAGAGAAGAUCACAAAACUGAUUGGGAAAUUGUGAUUUCAAACUUAUAAUUCAAAUCCAAUAAAAAUGAUUAUUUACCCGAAAUCUUUUGCUCAAAUAAUAAA